AUGACGGCCAGACACGUCCUCCCUGGGAUUACCCAAGAUCUCCCAGACCGCCAGCCGCCUGGGCCUCCGCCGCCGCCGCCGCCGCCGGAGGGACGAAGAGCAGCGGCAGAGAGUAGAGAAGGCUUGUUCCACGAGCCUGGAGCGUUCACCACCUCGCCAGGGCCUGUCAGGACAGCGGAGCGAAGGCACAUCGGAACGCCCAGCUCCUCCCGGCGGGCGUGUUCUCGUCCUCAAGUAAGCGUUCCCUACGACCUCCUCCUCACGCGUCUUUGCGCCCUGGAAAUUCCUCAAGCCUCUUUGGACUUUUACUUUGCAUACUCUGUUGCCUCGCUCACAAAACAAGUCCAUUACCACCACCACACGCCACCAUCUGCGAUCACUGGCGCUCUGUGA
This is a messenger RNA of Penaeus indicus, 393 nucleotides long. Its product is annotated as homeobox protein Hox-B4-like. Lineage: Eukaryota; Metazoa; Arthropoda; Malacostraca; Decapoda; Penaeidae. The record is from RefSeq and is a predicted model, not a curated record. The transcript is spliced from 4 exons. Bases 1 to 393 code for a protein of 130 amino acids.